This is a messenger RNA of Serendipita indica DSM 11827, 2460 nucleotides long. NCBI's taxonomy places the organism in Eukaryota, Fungi, Basidiomycota, Agaricomycetes, Sebacinales, Serendipitaceae. The record is from the annotation of a GenBank genome assembly.
AUGAAAUUCGGUCGCAAAAUCAAGACCGACGUCUACAACGAGUGGAGAGAACACUACAUCGACUACGCAAAGCUCAAGAAAUAUCUCAAAGAGGGAAACAGCCGUGGGACAUGGACCCAAGACCGCGAACAGGGCUUUAUCCAACUCCUCGAGGGGGAACUUGAAAAGAUUCAGAGCUUCCAGGCUUCAAAGGUGGCCGAGCUUGCAGCACGCAUCCGUCAGGCAGAAAACGAGGUCAAGCAGCUUGUAGAGGGAUAUCCCGAGGAUGAGAACGAAGAAGAUCAUCCCUCUGAUCCCAACAACCGUGACAUCGAACGGGAUGCCCGCGCCAUGGACGAAGGCUCGGACGACGAUGGAGACAGUGAUUUACAUAGUGCUGAUGCACUGGAAGAGAAAUGGAGCGAGCUAGAGGAAACGGUUGCGAUUCUGGUCGCAGACGUACACGACUUGGCACUGUACACCAAACUCAACUUUACCGGGUUUGUGAAAAUUGUCAAGAAACAUGAUAAACGUACUGGUCUCUCCCUGAAAGCAACCUUUGUUCGCGAUUACCUGGAGAAGCGUCCGUUUUACAAGUACAAUUGGGAUGCCCUCAUCGUCAAACUUUCUCGCUUGUAUGACCUUGUCAGGACACGUGGUCAUCCUGUGCAAGGAGACUCGUCUGCAGGAGGAGCACAGAGUGCUUUCGUUCGCCAGACGACCAAGUACUGGGUCCAUCCAGACAACUUGGUCCAUCUCAAGCUCCAGAUCCUGCGUCAUCUUCCGGUAUUAGUUUUCAACCCCAACAAAGAAUUUGAACCGGCAGACUCGGCGAUUACAUCCAUUUACUUUGACAACGAGGACCUGGAGCUGUAUUUGGGACGGGUGGAGAAGACCGAAGGUGCUGAAGCCAUCCGUUUACGAUGGUACGGGGAUAUGAACGUGAAGACUAUUUUCGUCGAGCGCAAGACUCACAGAGAAGACUGGACCGGAGAGAAAUCCGUCAAGGCACGGUUCCCUAUCAAGGAGGACAAAGUCAAUGCGUUCAUUCGAGGAGAGUACACCAUGGAUGCCGAGUUUGAGGCGUUGUUCGAGAAGGGAAAGAAGACUCGUGCAGAAGUCGACUCGAUGAUCCAACUUGCUCAAGAGGUACAAUACGCAAUCAUUACAAGAAAGUUGCAACCAGUUAUGAGAACGUUUUACAAUAGAACCGCGUUCCAACUUCCAGGGGAUGCUCGUGUUCGUAUCUCUCUGGACACCGAGUUGACUAUGGUUCGUGAAGAUAAUUGGGACGGAGAUAUUCGAUCCGGCUCGAACUGGCGUCGCAUGGAUAUCGGCAUUGAUCAUCCGUUUAACCAACUACGCGCUGAAGAUAGAGAGCUCUUCCCUUACGGCGUGCUUGAAGUCAAACUUCAGACUCAGUUUGGUCAGGAGCCGCCGCUAUGGGUUCGCGAGCUGGUUUCGAGUCAUCUCGUGGAGAGUAUCCCCAAGUUUAGUAAAUUCAUUCAUGGUUGUGCGACCUUGCUCCCUCAUCGCGUUGACUUGGUUCCAUUUUGGCUGCCACAGAUGGAUAUUGACAUUCGUAAACCCGACACUGGCAACGUCACUAUUGACCGCCCAACACCGAACCUCUCGAAUCAGAAUACCGAUUCGACAUCUACGCCCAAUCGUUUACCCAGUCCCCACCAUAUGGAUAUCUACACCGAGCCUGUGUCAGAAGGAGAAGAGGACGAAGACAUGGCGGUUGGUGUCGCGAUGAACGAGGUCGGCUCCGCUAGGGUACCUUUGAGCGAGGCAUUGGAGGCGAUUGCCUAUCGUGAAAAGGAGCUUAGGCGACAAGAAGCUGAAUUAGAAGCUCGAGUCAAGCAGAGACAACAAGCAGAGGAAGAGGAUGCUGAUGAGCGCCAACCAUUCCUCAAGAAAAGACGCAAUUCAAAUGCGCAACAACCGAUUCAAACACUGUCCAUUAACCCUCUUGCGCCUGCAAGUGAAUUCGACAAGUCGCUACAGAAGAAACUCAAGGGUACUGCAAAACGUAGGCAACAAGAAGAAGAAGAAGCAGAGACGAAUGGAGCUACCGUGGAUGAAGAAGGAGAUACAGUGGCCUAUAUUCGCGAGUUUGUAGCACAGCCGGGCAAACGUAUCGCUGUCCCCGUCCGUGUCGAACCCAAGGUGUUCUUUGCGCAGGAAAGGACAUUCUUGAAAUGGCUACAUUUCGCUGUUCUCAUUGGGACUGUCGCCACCGCUCUCCUCAAUUUCUCCAAGCCUGGGGAUCGCGUUGGAUUGAUCUGCGCUGGGGCGUUUACUUUCUCAGCCUUGGCUUCGAUUGCAUAUGCGGCUGGUAUGUUUUAUCAUCGGACACAGAGCUUGAGGGCACGUUCUAGCGACGCGCGGUACUAUGACCCAUACGGACCGACGGCGCUCUGCAUAAUCCUCGCUGGUGCGACGAUUAUCAAUUUCGUGUAUCAGUGGCCAUUCUAG